AUGCAGCUUCUGGACAAGUUCCCUAUUGAAGGAGGCCAGAAAGACCCCAAGCAAAGAAUCAUCCCUUUUCUACCAGGCAAGAUCCUGUUCCGGAGGAGCCAUGUCCGAGACGUAGCUGUGAAGAGGCUGAAGCCCAUCGACGAGUACUGCAGGGCGCUGGUUCGGCUUCCUCCUCACAUUUCACAGUGCGAUGAAGUCUUCAGGUUCUUUGAGGCUCGCCCAGAAGACCUUAACCCUCCAAAAGAGGACUAUGGAUCUUCAAAGAGAAAAUCAGGUGCUGAUGCUAGCUCUGAACCCAUGAUCCUGGAGCAAUAUGUGGUGGUGUCCAACUAUGAGAAGCAGGAGAACUCUGAGAUCAGCCUCCAGGCUGGAGAGGUCGUGGAUGUCAUAGAGAAAAACGAAAGCGGCUGGUGGUUUGUGAGCACAGCAGAGGAGCAAGGCUGGGUCCCUGCUACGUACUUGGAAUCCCAAAAUGGAACCAGAGAUGACUCUGACAUCAACACAUCCAAACUUGGGGAAGUUUCUAAGAGACGCAAGGCUCACCUGAGACGCCUGGACCGGCGAUGGACGCUGGGCGGGAUAGUCAACAGGCAGCAGAGUCGAGAAGAGAAAUAUGUCACUAUCCAGCCAUACGCCAGCCAGGGGAAGGAUGAGAUUGGGUUCGAAAAAGGGGUCACCGUGGAGGUCAUCCAAAAGAACCUGGAAGGAUGGUGGUACAUAAGGUAUCUAGGCAAAGAGGGCUGGGCCCCAGCUUCGUAUCUGAAGAAGGCUAAAGAUGAUCUCCCAUCUAGGAAAAAGAACUUAACUGGGCCAGUGGAAAUCAUAGGAAACAUCAUGGAGAUCAGUAACCUGCUGAACAAGAAAUCAUCCACUGACAAGGAAACUCAAGCGGAAAACGAGAAUGCAGAAACCCAUAUCACUAAGAAGGAAAUCAGUUUGCCCAUCCUGUGCAAUGACUCUAAUGGCAAUGCCAUGAUGACCCCAGACAAGCAAGCUUCCAAACUGGCCCAGGGAUCCCCAGCCAUAGCAAGGAUAGCACCACAAAGAGCUCAAAUAAGUUCUCCAAAUCUAAGAACAAGGCCACCUCCACGAAGAGAAUCCAGUCUGGGUUUUCAGUUGCCCAAACCACCAGAGCCACCCUCCGUGGAAGUGGAAUACUAUACCAUUGCAGAGUUCCAGUCAUGUAUCUCUGAUGGCAUAAGCUUUCGUGGAGGACAAAAAGCAGAGGUUAUAGAAAAGAAUUCUGGUGGCUGGUGGUACGUGCAGAUUGGAGAGAAGGAAGGAUGGGCUCCAGCAUCUUACAUUGACAAGAGGAAGAAGCCAAAUUUAAACAGAAGAACCAGUACUUUAACCCGCCCAAAAGUUCCUCCCCCAGCACCUCCCAGUAAACCAAAAGACUCUGAAGAAGGAACAACUCCUGGAACAGUUUCUUCAGGAGAUAACCAGGAUUCUCCCCACAAGCUGAAAUAUGAAGAACCUGAGUAUGAUGUGCCUGCCUUUGGUUUUGACUCGGAAUGUGAAGUGAGUGAAAGUCAUCGAGAAGAGGGCACUCCUGAAAAACGACUGUUUCAGCCCCUCAAGCCCUCUCCUGUGUCAUCACUUCAGAAAGCAAAGUUCAAAGUAGGAGAGUCUUCAGAAGAUGUUGCUCACGAAGAAGAGACCAUCUAUGAGAAUGAGGGAUUCAGGCGUUAUGUGGAAGAUGCUUUGUCCAAUAAGGAAUCCAGUGGAGACUCCGAUUCUCAGAAAAGCUCCUCUCUUUCCUUGAUCCGAAGGAAUUCUCCAUGUUCCAGCUCUCCUAAAUCAUCACUUGUGAAGCUCAAGAUGGACAAAAACGUCCAGCCCGAUCUUGGAAAAUGUCACUAUUCCAGGAGCGAGGAGACGAAACCAAGGUCAGCUUCAGAUGUUGGCUUACGCAGCAUUCCAAGAACAGGCAUGAAGAAAGAGCCUGGGCAGAGUCCUUCCAUUAGAGCAAAGCCAAUCGUUAGGCCCAAACCCUUCCUGAACAAGGCAGACUCUCAGAGCCAAGAAAAGAUGGAUAUCAGCACUUUAAGGCGUCAGCUGAGACCAACUGGGCAACUCAGAGGUGGACUUAAAGGUUCAAGAAGUGAAGAGUCCGAGAGCCCCCCACACACAGCUUCUGAGAACCAAGAUGAUCCUGUUAGGAGAGGCUCGGCUGAUCUGAUUACAGCUCCUUCCCGUGGCAUUUUCUGCUCUAGCCAACCAGCCAAAACUGAGCAAGAAAAUGACUCCAGAUGUUUCUAUGUGACCAUUGACUCAUACCAAAAAGUACAGGAUUCUGAAAUUUGCUUCCCAGCAGGAGUAGAAGUAGAAGUGCUGGAAAAGCAAGCCAGUGGAUGGUGGUACCUGAAAUAUGGAGACAUGGAAGGCUGGGCUCCUUCCCAUUAUUUGGCUCUCCCUGAUAACCAGCGAGAAACAACGUCAGGAGAGACUGAUGCUUCAUUUGCCAGGAACAGGAAAAAUGAAAACAAGUCAAACAGUUUAGAGAAGAUAGAGAAGAGAGUUCAGGCUUUGAACACUAUCAAUCAGAGCAAACGUGCAACACCACCCAUCCCAAACAAACCUCCUGGUGGUUUUUCAAAACCAUCAGGGCCAGUCAAAAUGAGGAAUGGUGUGAGGCAACUUGCCGUCCGGCCGCAGUCAGUGUUUGUGUCUCCACCACCAAAGGAUAACAAUCUGUCAUGCUCCUUGCGCAGAAAUGAGUCUUUAACAACUACAGAUCAUCUUAGGACCGUCCGUCGGAAUUCUUCCUUCAGCAACGCAUGGUCACAGCCCGGUGACGCGAAGGGAAAGCAGCCUGAGCGGUCAGGUACAGAGGGCUCGGAGACCACCUCCAACCUCCCUGCCCAGAGGAAUGGGAUUCCUGUGUCCACAGUUAGGCCAAAGCCCAUUGAGAAAUCCCAGUUCAUCCACAACAACCUCAAGGACAUCUAUGUUUCCAUUGCAGACUAUGAAGGGGAUGAGGAGACUGCAGGGUUUCAGGAAGGUGUCUGCAUGGAGGUCCUCGAAAGGAACCCAAAUGGCUGGUGGUACUGCCAGAUCAUGAAUGGCGUGAAGCCAUUCAAAGGCUGGGUGCCCUCAAAUUACUUGGAGAAAAAGAACUAAUACUGCAAUAUCUUUAACCUCCCUAAUUUAUACUGUUCCUGCUGUGUACAUGUGGAAAAAACAAUUGCUACACAAAAAGACGUUUCCCUGUGCUCCAGUUUGUACAAAGGGACAAAGGAGUCUAUGCUGAGGACAAAUCUGCCAUGUUCUGGAGAGGUUUGUGGGGUUAACGUGUUGUAAGCAACCAUGAGGAAGAUGCAGCAUAGUCAAAUGCCUUUUUGUGAAGUUGUUAAUAAUCUUGUAUGUGUAACAGGGUAUGACAUCCCAUCUUUCCCGUUAUUGAUAGGAAACCAAAUGUGUGCCUUUUGUGAGAGAGAAAUACACAUGCAUCUACUUGGGGAGUUUUGUGCCAAACUGUUUUACAAUCUUGGCUCCCUUUCUCCUCGUUCUUGUCCGUACAUGGAAUACCCAAGAGUUUUGGAUGCGUUUCCACAACUUACAGUGAGAAGCGAAUGGAAGUUUCUGAAACACAGAGGGACUCUAAUUC
Messenger RNA from Haliaeetus leucocephalus (bald eagle), 3610 nucleotides. It is a transcript of the gene SH3PXD2A, whose product is annotated as SH3 and PX domains 2A. The transcript is spliced from 12 exons. Gene Ontology annotation, molecular function: protein binding; phosphatidylinositol binding; superoxide-generating NADPH oxidase activator activity. Lineage: Eukaryota; Metazoa; Chordata; Aves; Accipitriformes; Accipitridae. The record is from RefSeq and is a predicted model, not a curated record. The coding region runs from base 1 to 3123 and encodes 1040 amino acids. Gene Ontology annotation, biological process: superoxide anion generation.